This is a messenger RNA of Knipowitschia caucasica, 14190 nucleotides long. The record is from the annotation of a GenBank genome assembly. NCBI's taxonomy places the organism in Eukaryota, Metazoa, Chordata, Actinopteri, Gobiiformes, Gobiidae.
AUGGAUGAUGAAUGGUUUGUUGGAGUGCAGAACAUCAAAAACACAGAGUACACAGUUGUGGGUUUGACCUCAGGGGUUGAAUAUGUACUCACAUACAAAGUCUCUGAUCUGCCUGAGGGAGAAGUCUUCUACUUUAGAGUGACCGGUGAGAACGAAUAUGGCAUCGGUGUCCCUGCAGAAACCAAGGAAGGAACCAAAAUCUCUGAAAAACCAAGCCCACCAGACAAGCUGGCAGUGACGGACGUUACCAAAGAGAAUGUUACUCUGGCUUGGGCAAAACCUGAACAAGAUGGAGGCAGUAGAAUUACAAGCUACCUUUUAGAGGCUUUGGAAAAAGGUCAAGACAAAUGGGUGAAGUGUGGAGUCACCAAGUUUAUCCACUUGACAGUUUCAGGCCUGAGGGAAAAUGCUGAAUACUUCUUCAGAGUGAAAGCUGAAAAUGCUGCUGGAUUCAGUGAUGCAAAGGAAAUGCUAAACCCUGUAGCAGUAAAAGAUCAGCUUGAGCCACCAGAGGUCAAUAUGAAGGACAUCCCACACAAUACUGUUUAUGUAAAAGCAGGCCUGCCUUACACUAUUCCUGAUGCUCCAUCUACUCCAGAGGUCACUGGUGUUACAAGGGAGACCAUUACUGUUGCCUGGAAGGAACCCAAGUCUGAUGGUGGCAGCCAUGUGUUUGGUUACCAUCUACAGAUGAAAGACAAGAACAGUUUAUUGUGGCAGAUAGUCAACAAAACUGUAAUUCGUGCCACCCAUUUCAAGGUCACUAAUAUCAAUGCUGGACUAAUUUAUGAGUUCAAGGUGACAGCAGAAAAUGCUGCUGGCCUGAGUGCCUUCAGCAAAAUUUCUGAUGCUGUCCUGGCUAUUGAUGCUUGUGAACCACCUGUGAAUCUUCGUAUCAGCGACAUUACAAAGAACACCAUCAGUCUGGCCUGGCAGAAACCUAACUACGAUGGUGGAUCACCAAUCACUGGUUACAUGAUUGAAAAGAAAGAAUUAGCCAGUGGAAAAUGGUUCAAGGCUAAUUUGAGCAAUGUUAGUGACACACGCUUCACUGCUACUGGCCUUACUCAAGAUGAAUCUUAUGAGUUUAGAGUUAUGGCUAAGAAUGCUGUCGGCUCGGUCAGCAACCCUUCCAUGACAGCUGGACCAGCAACAUGUGUGGACACUUAUGGUGCCCCAGAGAUUGAAAUACCUCAGGAAUAUUUUCAGGAGGUUAAAUACAAGGCUGAAUCCAAUGUUGAACUCAAGUUUAAUAUCACCGCCAAACCCACUCCUACUAUUGAAUGGAUGAAGGAUGGCCGAGAGCUCAAACCAUCUGCCCAAGUUUCUUUCAAACACACAUCUGAAUCCACGAGUUUGUUCCUGCGGGACACGACCCGUCUUAACUCUGGAACCUAUGAGGUGAAGGUGAAGAACUCCCUUGGGGCUACUUGUGCUCUUGUCAGGCUUCUCAUACAAGACAAACCCGGACCUCCAGCUGGAGAGAUUCAGUUCAAGAAAGUCACUGCAGACAAUAUCACCAUUAUGUGGGCUCCACCCGCUGAUGAGGGAGGUGCUAUGGUUACACAUUACAUUGUUGAGAAGAGGGAAACAAGUCGCAUCAUGUGGUCCAUUGUCUCAGAGAAACUCAUGGACUGCAUUGUCAAUGUCCCAAGACUCAUCCAAGGAAAUGAAUAUAUCUUUAGAAUCCGCGGCGUCAAUAAGUAUGGUAUCGGAGACGCACUUGAGUCUGAACCUAUUAUUGCAAAGAAUGCUUUUGUUCCGCCUAGUGAACCAUCCAAACCUAAGGUCACAAUGAUUACCAAAUCCACCAUGACUGUGAUUUGGGAAAGGCCAGCAUUAGAUGGAGGCAGUGACAUUGAUGGUUAUUAUUUGGAGAAAAGGGAAAAGAAGAGUCUGCAAUGGUUUAAGGUGGUGAAGGGAACCAUAAGAGACACCAGGCAAAAAGUAACUGGUCUUGUGGAGAAUAAUGAGUACCAGUACAGGGUGUGUGCUGUUAACAAAGCUGGUGCAGGAAACUACUCUGAAGGAUCUGAUCUAUACAAAGCCUACGAUCCAAUUGAUUUACCUGGAGAGCCAUCUAAACUGCAUGUUAUUGACUCUACAAAGACCUCUAUCACAUUGGGUUGGGAAAGGCCAGUGUAUGAUGGUGGCAGCAAAAUCACACACUAUAUUUUGGAGCAAAUGAAUACAGAGGAAAAAGAAUGGGUGGUUACAAACCCCCAGGUGGAAACCUGCGAGUACGUAGUGUCACAUCUCAAACCAGGAGUCUACUAUUUCUUCAGAGUUUCUGCUGUCAACUGUAAGGGAAAAGGAGAAGAAAUUAAGUUGUACCAGCCGAUUCAACCCAAAGAUAUUCUCGAGGAAGCUGAUUUGGACUUAGAUGUUCAAAUGACAACUCAGUACACAGCCAGAGCUGGUCGUGAUGUUGAGGUGUUUAUUCCUUUGAAGGGUCGCCCCACUCCUAAUGUAACCUGGAGACGCGGCGAUCGCAACAUCGCUGGAGACAAUCGUUACAGCAUUAACAGCACUGAGCGGUCUACCACCUUGCUCAUCCCCAAAGUCACUAGGGAUGACUGUGGAAAGUAUUUCUUAGAAAUUGAGAAUGGUGUCGGCGAGCCUAAGAUUGUCACUGUAUCCCUCAAAGUACUUGACAGCCCAUCAACCUGCCAAAAACUCAUAGUGAAGAACGUGACCCGAGGAAAACUAACCCUCAGCUGGGAAGCCCCUCUCAUUGAUGGUGGUUCCCCUGUAUCUAACUACAUUGUUGAAAAGAAGGCCUCCACAAUGAAAGCUUACCAGGUUAUCACUAAUGAAUGUGCCAACACAACAUUUAAGGUUACUGGUUUGGAGGAAGAUUUAGCUUACUUCUUCCGUGUGUCUGCUGAGAACGAGUUUGGUGUUGGUGACACCUGUGAGACCAUUGAACCUGUCAGAGCAACAGAAACACCUGGAGGUGUCAAAGAUCUUGUCAUGCAAGACUCUACCAAAACCUCAGUCACCUUGCUGUGGACCAAGCCUGACCAUGAUGGUGGCAGCCACAUCACAGAAGAGUACAGGAGCAUCGGUCUGUUGGAAGGUCUUGAGUACUCCUUCAGAGUCUAUGCUGAAAACAAUGCUGGACUCAGCCCUGUGAGCGAGCAGAGCAAACAUGCACUUGCUAUUUCGCCAGUUGAUCCACCUGGAACUCCUGUCUGUAUUGAUGUGACAAGAGACUCAGUCACUCUGCGGUGGGAUGUCCCUAAGAGAGAUGGAGGCUACAAGAUUGUUGCCUACAGUGUUGAAAGACGCCAAGGGCGAGGGAAAUGGCUCAGAUGUAACUUCACAGACAUCAGUGAGACACAGUUCACUGUGACUGGUCUAUCACCUGGAGAUAGAUUUGAGUUCAGGGUUAUUGCCAGGAAUGCUGUUGGCACAAUCAGUCCUCCCUCAAAUUCCUCUGCUUACAUCAUGACCAAGGACGAGAGCAUUACUCCUGAAAUCGAGUGGUCACCAGAUCAGGUUGUCGCACUACGUGCCGGAGAGAAUGUAAGGCUGGGGUGCACCAUUACAGGUCGGCCUGUACCACAAGUCAUGUGGUACAAGGAUGGCAAAGAGAUUGACAAGAGAACAAUGAUUGACAUUGAGAUCACCACUGGUAUUGGCACAAGCAACUUGUUCAUCCGUGACGCUGACAGGAACCAUCGUGGAAUUUACACUGUGGAAGCUAAGAACAGUUCUGGAACUAAGAAGGCUGAUGUUAAUGUCAGAGUGCAAGAUACUCCUGGACCAGUCGAGGGACCCAUUCGUUUUACUGGCAUCACAGCUGAAAAGUGCACUGUCUGGUGGAACCCACCGGAGAAUGAUGGCUGUGCUGCUAUCACACAUUAUGUGGUUGAGAAGAGAGAGACUUCCAGGAUUUCAUGGGCUACUGUCACAUCCAAGUGUGAAGCCUGCUCAUUCAAUGCCACUAAUCUCAUCAAGGGCAAUGAGUAUCAAUUCCGAAUUUCUGCUGUCAACAAGCUUGGUGUCGGAAAACCUCUGGAUUCUGAACCCAUUAUUGCCCAAAUGCAAUACACUGUUCCAGAUGCACCUGGUACUCCAGAUGCUACUCACAUCACUGGAGACAGCAUUACUUUGGGCUGGACCAGGCCUAGAACAGAUGGAGGAAAUGAAAUUAAACAUUACAUUUUGGAGAGAAGGGAGAAAAAGAGUCUUCGCUGGGUAAAGGUCUCCUCAAAAAGGACUAUCACAGAGCUGAGACAUCGCGUUACAAAUCUGACAGAAGGCAACGAGUAUGAGUUCCGCGUCAUGGCUGAAAAUGGUGCUGGUGUGGGACCAGCGAGUAGCACUUCAAGACUCUUCAAAUGUAGAGAGCCAACAUGCGCUCCAAGCACUCCAACACUGAUUAAGGUUAUGGAUUCAACCAAGUCAUCUAUCACUAUAGAAUGGACCAAGCCUGUGUUUGAUGGUGGAAACGAAAUUAUUGGCUACAACAUUGACAUGUGCAAAGCUAGUCUGGAAGAGUGGCACAGAGUUAACAGCCAAAUAUGUAUUAAGACCAAGUAUACAGCAAAGGGUCUGGUUCCUGGAGAGUUCUACAAGUUCAGGGCUCUAGACAGGUUAACCUCUCCUGAGAUGAAUAUUGGAGCUGACUUUAAACAGACCCACAUUGUGAAGAAUGGUGGCACUGUAACUCUCCAUAUUGACUUUAGAGAGCCAGCUGAUGAUGGAGGCACAGAAAUUGCUAACUACAUUGUGGAGAAACGCGAGUCCGGUUCUUCCUCCUGGCAAGUGGUCAAUUCCAGUGUAAAGAGAACUACAAUUAAAGUGACUCAUCUGACAAAAUACAUGGAGUACACCUUCAAAGUAUGUGCAGAAAAUAAAUUUGGAGUGAGCAAGUCGAUUGAGUCUGCACCAGUUGUCAUUGAACAUCCAUUUGUGCCUCCAAGUUCCCCAACUCGGCCAGAUGUUGUGUCUGUAUCAGCUAAUGCCAUUAGCAUCAAAUGGGAUGUUCCAUAUGCUGAUGGUGGCAGCAAGGUUACAGGCUACUGGAUUGAAAAGAAGGAACGAAACACUAUCCUGUGGGUGCGUGAAAACAAACUGCCCUGUCUGGAGUGUCAUUACAAGGUUUCCAACUUGAUAGAGGGUUUGGAUUACCAGUUCAGAGUGUAUGCCAUGAACAUAGCUGGCCUCAGCAAAGCCAGUGAGGCCUCCAGACCGGUGUUGGCUCUGAACCCAGUUGAUGCACCUGGCAAACCUGAGGUGACAGACAUCACUCGCUCUUCUGUGUCCAUUUGCUGGACUAUACCACAGAAUGAUGGUGGCAGCCAGAUUGUUGGCUACAUUGUGGAGAGGAAAGUCUUCAGCACAGAUGAAUGGGAUGACAACCGCUGGCUCAAGUGCAACUAUACUACUAUCACAGAGAACUACUUUACAGUCACUAAUCUUGGAGAGGGAGACACAUAUGAGUAUCGUGUUAUUGCCAAGAAUGCUGCUGGUGUCCAUAGUGCUGCUUCUGAGACAACUGGAGCAGUCACCUGCAGGGAUGAAUACUCUCCACCCAAAGCAGAGCUGGAUAGCCAGCUGGUGGGAGAGACUGUUACAGUGGUGGCUGGUUCCGACGUGGUUCUGGAUGCAGCUGUAGGCGGUAAACCAGAACCCACAGUAUAUUGGGCCAAAGGAGAGAAAAUCCUGGAAUUAGGAGAAAAAUACUCUUUGACAUACACUUCAACUAAAGCCAUGGUCGUUAUCAAGAACUGUGACAGAUACGACACAGGCAGAUACGUUCUGACAGUGAAAAAUGCAAAUGGUGUAAGGACAGUGGCUGUCAGCGUAAAGGUUCUUGAUACUCCAGGAGCACCGGCUGACAAGAUAGUUAUCAGCAGAGUAACAGAAGAAAAAUGUUCUGUUGCCUGGAAGAUUCCUCUGGAGGAUGGUGGUGACACUGUUACACAUUACAUCGUGGAGCGUCGUGAGACCAGCCGCCUUAACUGGAUCCUCAUGGAAACUGAGUGCAAGUCGCUGUCAUGUGUCAGCUCUAAACUCAUCAAAAACAAUGAGUAUGUCUUCAGAGUCCGUGGCGUCAACAAAUACGGCCCUGGAGUUCCACUGGAGUCUGAUCCAGUCAUUGCCAGAAAUGCAUACACUAUUUCAACACCUCCAGGUACACCUGAGGCCACUGCUGUUGCUAAAGAGCAUGUCAUCAUUGAAUGGCUGAAGCCUGAGAGUGAUGGCGGCAGUGAAAUAAAAAAUUAUAUAGUGGAGAAACGAGAAAAGAGCAGUACAAGGUGGACACGUGUCAAUAGGACGUACACAAUCUAUGACACCCGCCUGAAGAUCACUGGUCUCCUGGAGGGAAGUGAAUACCAGUUCAGGGUGACAGCUGUUAACGCUGCUGGUGAUAGUCAGCCUAGUGAUGCUUCACCAUACAUUCUCUGCAAAGACCCAACAUAUACACCUGCUCCUCCAUCAAUGCCACGCAUCACAGAUACAACUAAGCACAGCAUUUCUAUGACUUGGACAAGACCAAUGUAUGAUGGUGGUUCUGAUGUCACUGGCUAUGUGAUAGAGAUCUUGGAGGAAGGGUCUGAGCAGUGGUACAGAGCUACAACAAAGGCUCUUAAGACCAACGAAUAUGUGGCUGCAGGACUAGCAGCCAAUAAGACGUAUAGGUUCAGAGUGGCAGCUCUCAACAGCAAUGGAACUGGAGAAUUCAGUGACCCUAGCGCUGAGAUUGAGCCUCUUGAGAGAGUUGAAAUGCCUGAUCUGGAGCCAGCUGAUGACCUGAAGAAAACUGUGUGUCUUCGUGCUGGUGGCACAAUGCGACUAUUUUUAUCUGUUACUGGUCGACCAACACCUGUGGUUGCCUGGAGAAAGACCGGAGUUGAACUGCAGAGCCGUGGUUACAUUGAGACCACAGACACAUACACAUCACUAAUUGUGGAAAAGGUGAAUCGUUAUGACUCUGGAAAAUAUGUUGUUGAAGCAGAAAAUCCAUCUGGCAAGAAGACGGCCACUAUCCUUGUAAAGGUGUAUGACACCCCUGGCCCUCCAGGCUCUGUAAAGGUCAAGGACUACACUAAAGAGUCUGUUGUCAUUACUUGGGAUGUCCCGAGCCUUGAUGGUGGUGCUCAUGUCAGUAAUUAUAUAGUGGAGAAGCGUGAAGCCAACAUGAAAUCGUACAAGACUGUGACUACAGAGUGCCGAAAGACACUCUUGAGGAUCACAGGACUGGAAGAGGGUGUUCACUACUUCUUCCGAGUUUUACCAGAGAAUAUAUAUGGAAUUGGUGAGCCUUGUGAGACUGCUGAAGCUGUUUUGGUUUGUGAAGUACCAUCAGUACCCACAGACCUUCAGAUGGUAGAUGUCACCAAGUCAACUGUUUCCUUGCGCUGGGAGAAACCACUUUAUGAUGGGGCUAGCAGACUGACUGGAUAUAUUCUGGAGGCCUGCAAGGUUGGCUCUGACAGAUGGAGUACUGUGGCAACAGUCAAAUCUUCAGUCUCCCAUUACACCAUCCAAUCUCUGACAGAGAAUGAUCAGUACCUCUUCAGGAUCAGAGCUACAAAUAGUAGAGGAGCCAGUGAGCCCAUGGACAUUAUCACUCCAAUUACUAUCCAAGAAAUUACUGUGAUUCCAAAGAUCGACAUGACAAAUAUUCCUCAGAAGAUUGUUCAUGUGCAUCGUGGAAAGCCUAUUGAUCUAAACAUGCCUAUCAAGGCAAAGCCACAGCCUGUCUGCUCGUGGUCUUUCGGUGGUGUUAAGCUGAAGGAUAGUCUUGACCGCAUCAAGAUUGAUAGCAAUGGCAAAUACAGCCACCUCGUAAUUCGUGAUACUACUAUCAACGACACUGGAGACUAUACUCUGGAGGUGAAAAAUACAGUUGGUGUUGCAACAGAGGUCAUCAAAGUCAUCAUUCUUGACAAACCUGGCAUCCCAGUUGGUCCAAUAAAGGUUGAAGAGACUGAUGGAAUCUCUGUGACAGUCAGUUGGGAACCACCGGAGAAGGAUGGAGGGGCCAAUGUCAGUGGCUAUGUUGUAGAACAACGUGAGGCUCAUCGCCCUGGAUGGAGCACAGUAUCGGAGUCUGUCACAAGACCAUGCUUCAAGUUCACCAGAUUGAACGAAGGAACUGAAUAUGUGUUCCGUGCUGCUGCCAUGAAUCGCUUUGGUGUUGGUGGCUUUUUGCAAUCAGAAGUUGUGGAGUGCAAAAGUCCCAAAACCAUCCCUGGACCUCCCAUUAGACUUGAGGUACUUGAUGUCACCCAUGAGGGCAUGACCCUGACAUGGCAACCCCCAGAGGACAAUGGUGGUUCCACUAUUGCUGGCUACAUCAUUGAACGUAAAGAAGCUGGAUCCGACAGAUGGUUAAAGAUGAACAAGACUCCUGUCACUAUGACAAGAUAUCGUUCAUCUGGCCUUAUUGAGGGCCUGGAGUAUGAACACCGCAUCACUGCUAUCAACUCUAGAGGAGCCGGAAAGCCCAGUGAGAGCUCCGCUAUUACUGUGGCCAUGGAUCCCAUCGAUCCUCCUGGCCCUCCAAGAGAGCCCAAAGUCACAGACACCACCAGGACUUCUGUUUCUCUUGCCUGGCUCUCACCAGAAGAAGAGGGUGGCGCUAUUGUUUCUGGAUACUUAAUAGAAAUGCAGAAGGUGGACCAAGUGGAAUGGACCUUGUGCAACACAACUCCAACAAAGAUGUGUGAAUACACCCUCACUCAUAUGCCUCAGGGAGCAGAGUACAAGUUCAGGGUCAUUGCUUGCAAUGCAGGUGGUGCUGGUGAACCUGCUGAGAUUCCAGGAGUUGUCAAAGUCCAAGAGAUGCUUGGUUAUCCUGACUAUGAGCUUGAUCGUAAAUAUGAAGAGGGCUAUGUGGUACGCCAGGGUGGAGUGGUUUGUCUGUCAGUGCCGAUAAAGGGUAAACCUAUUCCAACAUGCAAAUGGACCAAGGAUGGCCGUGACAUUGCACACCGGGCUAUGAUUGCCACUAAUGAUGAUGUGACUGAGCUGGUCAUUAAGGAUGCCCACAAAGAUGACACUGGAACUUAUGAUCUGGUGCUGGAAAACAAGUGUGGAAGAAAGGCUGUCUACAUCAAGGUGAAGGUCAUUGGUCGUCCAGAUGUUCCAGAAGGACCUCUUGAAUUUGAUGACAUUCAAGCAAGAUCUGUGCGUGUAAGCUGGAGAGCACCGUCAGAUGAUGGUGGUUCUGACAUCCUGGGCUAUGUGGUGGAGAGACGCGAGGUUCCAAAAGCAGCCUGGUACACUGUAGAUGCCAGAGUAACAGAGACAUCACUUGUUGUCAAGGGACUGAAAGAAAAUGUUCAGUACCACUUCAAGAUUUCUGCUGAAAAUCAGUUUGGUAUCAGCAGAUCCCUUAAAUCUGAUGAGCCUGUCACACCAAAGACACCACUGUGUGUACCUGAGCCUCCAAGCAAUCCACCUGAGAUCAUGGAAGUCACUAAGACUACUGUGGCCCUGUCUUGGGCCCGCCCUCGUGAUGACGGUGGUUCUCGCAUCACUGGAUACUUUGUGGAGAGGAGGGAAGUGUCUACUGAGAAAUGGGUCCGCCACAACAAGACCCAUAUCACAACCACAAUGUACAAUGUUUGUGGUCUUAUCCCAGAUGCAGAGUACAUGUUUAGAAUUAUAGCACAGAAUGACAUAGGAAAGAGUGAAUCUGGUCCUGCAUCAGAACCAGUUAUCUGCAAAGAUCCAUUUGACAAACCAAGCCAACCUGGUGAGAUCGACAUUGUGUCGGUCACAAAGGACUCAAUCACAAUUCACUGGCUUAGACCUGAACAAGAUGGUGGCAAAGAGAUCCUUGGCUACUGGAUUGAGUUCAGAGAGGCUGGAGAGUCUGCAUGGAAGAAAUGCACCAAAGAGCGUUCCAAAGAUCGCCAGUUCACCAUGGGUGGUUUGAUGGAAGCGUCAGAAUAUGAAUUCAGAAUCUUUGCUGAAAAUGAAACUGGGCUCAGUCGUCCUCGUCGCACUCCAAUGGGCAUUAAGACCAAACUAAGUGUUGGUGAGGCUCCAGUUUUGAAGGAGGAAAUGGAAGACACAACAACCAAGCUUGGUGAAUCUGGCACUCUUACUUGUGGUAUCAUAGGACGUCCUCUGCCAGAGAUCAAAUGGUACCGCUAUGGAAAGGAGCUAAUCCAGAGCCGCAAGUACAAAAUGAGCUCAGAUGGGCGCAACCAUUCACUGAGCGUUCUGACUGACGAGCAGGAGGAUGAAGGUGUCUACACAUGUAGAGCUACCAAUGAGGCUGGCGAGAUAGAAACCAGCGGCAAACUCCGUCUCCAGGCAGCACCACAAUUCCAUCCUGGCUUCCCCCUGAAAGAGAAAUACUAUGCAGGUGCCGGCACCAGCUUGCGUCUCCAUGUUGUCUACAUUGGUCGUCCAAUUCCUCAGAUCAUGUGGUUCUAUGGAAAGAAGCCUCUUAAUCCAUCUGAGAAUGUGAUUAUUGAAACUACAGAAAGCUAUACUCACUUAGUUGUGAGGAAUGCUCAGCGAAAGACCAAUGCCGGACGGUACAAGGUGCAACUUAGCAAUGCUUUUGGAACUAUUGAUACAUCUCUUCGUGUUGAAAUCCUGGAUAAACCUUGCAUCCCUGAAGGACCUUUGGUUGUUGAUGCCCUGCUGAAGAGCGCAGCUGUGAUUAGUUGGAAGCCACCAAAGGAUGAUGGUGGUUCUAUGAUCACGAAUUAUCUUGUGGAGAAACGAGAGGCCAAAGAAGGCGAGCAGUGGGGCCUAGUGUCCUCCUCCGUCACUGGCACCACAUGCCGUGUCAUCAAUCUCAUAGAAAGUGCUGGAUACUACUUCAGAGUUUCUGCACAGAACCAGUAUGGAGUCAGUGAAUCACUGGAAAUUCCUUCCGUUGUCAUUAUCAAGAGUCCAUUUGAAAAACCUGGCAUUCCACAACAGCCCUUCAUUUUGAGCUCUACAAAAGAUUCUUGUGUUGUUUCUUGGAAGCCUCCAAGCAGUGACGGCGGAGCCAAAAUCACAAACUACUAUCUGGAAAAACGUGAAAAGAAGCAGAAUAAAUGGAUGUCAGUAACCGCCAGGAAGAUUGUAGAAACCAAAUUUGAGGUUACAGCCCUGAUCACAGGCUUUGAAUAUGAGUUCCGUGUUAAAUGCGAGAACAUGGGAGGUGAAAGUGACUGGAGUGAAAUCUCCGCUCCAGUCAUUCCUAAGUCAGACCAGACUCCACGUGCACCUAUCUUCAGAGAGGAGAUUAGGGACAUGACCGUCAAGUACCAAGCCAAUGCCACAUUUGUCACAAAGGUGGUUGGCUAUCCAAAACCAAUGAUUAAAUGGUACCGCAACGGAAAGGAGAUCCAGGCUGAUGGAACCAAAAUAAAAUCUCAGGAAUUCAAGGGAGGAUACUAUCAACUGGUUAUUACAAAUACUGAUGAAAGGGAUGCCAUGGUUUACCAAGUUAGGGCUACCAAUGCAACAGGCUCAAUCUCCAUGAGCGCCAACCUUGAUGUGGAAGUUCCUGCAAAGAUCUACCUGCCAAAGGAGCUUCAGGGAAUGGGUGCAGUUCAUGCGGCUCGCGGUGAACACAUUACAAUCAAGAUUCCCAUCUCUGGAAAGCCGGAGCCUGCAGUUACUUGGCAGAAGGGCCAAGAAAUCCUCUCAAACUCUCCUUUCCAUCAAGUCAUCACCACCAGAUCUUUCACUUCUCUGGUCUUCCAGAAGGAAUACUGUGCUCCUGAGAUCCACCACCAUGAUCUUGUCACCACUGCCACAGACAUGUGCGAAGCGUUCAAGGAUAUUAGUAUUGAGGCUUUGGACUUUGUGGAUAGACUUUUAGUCAAGGACAGGAAACUCCGUAUGACUGCACAUGAGGCUUUGGAACACCCCUGGCUCAAGAUGAAGCUGGAGAAUGUGAACAACAAGCCAAUUAGGACUCUGAAACACAGACGCUACUACCAAGCUUUGUCAAAGAAGACUGAUUAUAUUGUGUCAGCAGCUCGCAUUGCCUAUGGUGGAGCUUUCAGAAACCAGAGAGGACUUGCUGUGGGGAAAGUCAAGAUUGGCACUGAGUACCGAGGCCUGCGGGCUGGUCCAGUUAUGCAUGCAUCGGCUGAAGAUGGUGGUCAUGUGAGAUUUACUUGCAGCUUCACCAACUUUGACAAGAGCACACAAGUAUCGUGGUACUUUGGUAAUCGUCAGCUGCACCCCAGUCCUAAGUAUGAGAUCAAUUACAGCAAUGGCUUUGCCAGUAUAUAUGUGAAGGAUAUCGAAGAGUGUGAUGAUGGUGUUUACAGAUGCAAGGUUGUUAGUGAUGAUGGAGAGGACAGCGCUUAUGGAGAGCUCUUUGUUGAAUCUGUUAGAAGCAUAAAAGAGUUCUACCUCAGCCGCUCAGUCAGGAAACUCAGGAAGAGAGUUGACAAGACAAAACUUCUCCAAAGACCACCUGAGUUCACACUGCCACUCUACAACCGCACUGCCUUCAUUGGUGAAGAUGUCCGCUUUGGAGUCACCAUUACUGUACAUCCUGAACCUCACGUAACAUGGCUUAAGAAUGGGGAGAGGAUCAAACCAGAUGAAGGUAGCUACACAGUGAUGGUUGAAAACUCUGCAGGCCGCCAAGAGGCUCACUUCACUUUAACGAUCCACAGACCACCUCCCAAAGCUGAAGUUAAGGCUGUCAAAUCACCAGAGCCAUCUGUGAAAUCACCAACCCCUAGUGUGAAGUCACCAGAACCUACUGUUACAUCUCCUGUUCCAUCCAUAAAAUCCCCUGAACCCAUUGUAAAGUCCCUAGAGCCAGCAAUCAAGUCUCCUGUAAAGUCCCCUGAACCUACCAGUGUUAAAUCGCCUGAACCUGAGGGAAUAAAAUCACCAAGAGGUAUCAAGUCCCCAGAACCUGGAAUCAAGUCCCCUCAAGGAAUCAAGUCUCCAGAACCUGGAAUCAAGUCCCCACAAGGAAUCAAGUCCCCAGAACCUGGAAUCAAGUCCCCACAAGGAAUCAAGUCCCCAGACAGGGUCAAAUCACCUGAACCUGAAGGAAUUAAAUCUCCACGUGGCGUGAAGUCUCCAGAGCCUGUUGCAGUCAAAAAACCUCUGGGUGUAAAGUCCCCGGAACCCAUUGGAGUUAAAUCACCAAAGGGUAUUAAAUCUCCAGAACCGACAGGAAUUAAGUCUCCGAGGGCUUUGAAAUCACCUGAGCCAACUGGCAUUAAAUCCCCAAGAGCUCUGAAAUCCCCAGAGCCAGAGGGAAUCAAGUCACCACCAAGAAUGAAGUCUCCUCCUCCUAUAAUGCCCCCAAAAAGGGUCAUGUCUCCACCAACUGUUAAAGCUUCACCCAAGGUACUGAGCCAGGUAGCAGCUGAAGCCUGUGAAGGUUCUGUGAAAAUGUCCUGCACAUGUGAGAGCAGUGUCAAGGAUGCUGUUUGGUACGUCAAUGGGAGAAAGAUCUCCCACAGCAGCCGCUUUGAGAUGCACUACUCUGAAGGUUCCUGCAGCCUUCUCAUCCACGAUCUGUCGGACAGUGACCAAGGAGAAUAUGUUUGUGAGAUGACGUCAGAUGGUGGCGUGUCCAAAUCCACCUUUUCCUUUACUGGGCAGGUUUUCCAAGCUAUUCUUGUGAAGGUCACAGCAUACAAAGAGCAGCAAGUUGCACUAAAAGGGUCCAUGACAAUGAGUCAUAAAGAGUUAUCAUCGGCGAUGGCGAUGAAAAAGGAAGUUCACAUGGUUGAGGAGUCAUCAUCCUUUUCCUCCACUCAACAGUCCAUGAUGUCCUCCAUGAUGGAGUCCAGCUCAUUUAGCAGCAUGGCAGCAGAGAUGAAGUUUGAGACAAUGUCAAUGUCCAGUAUGUCCUCAAUGGCUUCAGAGUCAUAUGCCAUGAGCUCAAGCAGUCUUUCAGAAAUGACAUCACACAUGGAAGGAUCAAUGUUCAGAUCAAUUGGGGGUCCUCCAAAGAUUGAGGCUUUGCCAGAAGACAUCAGCAUUGAGCCAGGGAAAGUUUUGACAGUAGCUUGUGCUUUCUCUGGUGAGGCCAAACACAUAGAAUGGUCACGCAGUGGAAAAACCAUUGAAGUCACGGCUGGAGGACGUUUUCACAUUGACACUUCUGAAGACUUGACCACACUUAUCAUCACUGGUGUGAAGGAGGAAGAUGCUGGAACCUACACCCUUAAACUAUCCAACGAGCUUGGCUCAGACGCAGCAACUGUUCACAUCAGUAUUCGAUCAGCGUAA